Molecule: messenger RNA, 2221 nt
Organism: Drosophila bipectinata
Lineage: Eukaryota; Metazoa; Arthropoda; Insecta; Diptera; Drosophilidae
Product: DNA ligase 1
Biological process (GO): intraciliary transport
Cellular component (GO): axoneme
Source: RefSeq, a predicted model, not a curated record
GCAGCAGUCGGCGAACAAACAAUAAAUAAACAUCAAACAGCGUAACCACAGCAGCAGGUACUUUUCAGGGUUUUCAGUUCCAGUUCGAUUUUGACAUCCCCUGGCACCGGCUCUCUCUUUACACUAAACAUCCAAGAUAUCAUCUAAAAUAUAAGCAGCUAGUCCGCUGGUGGGAAUUCUACCGAAACAACCAAAGGAUUUGUAGAACAUUAGAUGGUAUCGCCGCGCAAGCCGGCAUCUUCCUUAAGCUCAGCACCCCGCGCGGCGACCAGCAAUCUGAUGGCAGCUUCUGCAAAGAGCUGCGAGAGCCUGUUCUCGGCCAGCUCCCGGGAAUCAGCCAGUUUGAUCUACCAACGAAAGCAGCUGCCGGCCCACCGAGGCGCAAUGAAGGGAUCUGGUAACGGUAGCAUUCGUGGCCCGUCCAUGGUGAAUCAGAGCCACAGCGAGAUCCAUCAGCGGGUCAUGUCGGCCAGAAAUCUGCGGGCCAAGACUUUCCAGAACCAACUGGCCGAUGCCCAGGCCGAGAUCGCGAAUCUAGCCCAUGAGAACCGAAUGCUCCGCACCCUCCACAAGCGCCAGUCGUCGGCCCUGAACAAAUAUGAGUCCAACAAUGCAGAGCUGCCCCAGCUACUGCACUCCCAUGCCGAGGAGCUCCGGGUAUGGCAGACAAAGUAUCGCAACCUCCAGUCGAUUAACAAGGACCUGGAGCAGAAGCUCAAGCAGAAGGAGGCCGUUAUUCUGUCGCUGAGCGACCAGAACAAGCACUACAGUCAGCUCAACAAGGACAAAAAUCUUGAUGAGCGCCAAAAGCUACAGGAAAAGCUGCGCUCAUUGGAGCAGCGCCUCGAGGAUAAGGAUAACGACAUGAAGCUGAUGGCACGCAAAGUACAACUGGAAGCCAAGAACUUCCGCCAGCAGCUCCUCAACGAGCAGAAGAAGUGCAAGGAGGUGAUGCUGAAGCUGGAGAAAGCCAAGCUGGAGGUCAGUGGUUACCGCAAGCUGGAGGAGUACACACUUGGUACCGACAAGGUAAACCCACUAACCUCAGGACGCCGGACCAAGCUUAGCGGAGUGGCUGAGGAGCCGGAUAAGAUCGACAAGCUGGAGAAGUCCCUGGAGAUGCUGGACAAAGCGAUCGAGAAGAACAAUCAGUGCGAGUUCAAUGGUCUCACUGAUGUUUUGGAAUCCGACUCGUUCUUUGAUUUCGAAAAUAAUGACGGGGAGGAGAAGAGUGCGCCAAAUUCUCCACCGGCUCAGCCGGAGCGCCAGGUAACCGGAAGCCGGAGCAACAAACUCACCCUGCCACCGGCUACCAGCCAGGCCAAGAUGAACCACACCCAGAGCCGGUCCACAUUGAGCCAAGUGCUCUCGGCCCAGGGCAAAACUCCACUGGCCACAGGAAAGACUGGCCGCAGCAGGCUGGGAUCGGGAGCUACAGCGGUGGUGGCCCCUCCCAAGGCAGAGAGCAUGCCAGUCAGCAAGCGUCGUGAUUCGGAUACUCUAUCCAAGAUGUCAUCCGCAAACACGUCCAAGAGUAAGCAGCAAUCUCUGAAGUCCGUGGACUACGAGUAUGAGGAGGAUUAUGAGCCGGCUGGUGAUGAUGAUGAUGACGAGGAUGCCUACGGAAUUAUGAGUAAGAUAUGUGCCGAGGGCAUGGAGCCGGAGGAAAACAGCGAUGAUAAUGUCAACGAUGCCAGUCUGGUUAACUAUACCAACUACAUGGAUGCCAAGAGUAGCGAGGGAGAUCUGUUGGAGGAGUCCCCGGAGGAGGACGACGAUGGAACUGACGGCCAGCAGACUCAGCGCAGCGAUGAGUCGCAGGAGAGCAGUAUCCGUGCUCCGCGCCUCAAGGAGAACAUGUCCAGCCUGCGCAAGCAGAUCUCCGAUGACUACAAGGAGCGCGAGAGCUUCCUGAAGACGUUCUGCCGUCAGGCCAGCGGCAGCAACAUGCGUGACGAUCCGGCGUCCAAGAAACGCAACAGCAUCGCCGGUGGAGCAGCGGCCAGUGGCCACAUGACCGGCAGCCGGAAGCAUGCUCUUCUGGCGGCCCUCAAGACGAUCGAUGACAAUAAGAGCCAGGACUAGAGCACACCCUGUUCGUUCUAGUUCCCCCAACACACACAACUAUUGUCCAGUUCAAGUUAGUACCUAAGCGGUGUUGAGUUAUAUAUAUAUAUAUUUUUCAAGCAGAGCCCGAUGCUUCCGGUCCAGUUGGAGCAAC